This is a messenger RNA of Heterocephalus glaber (naked mole-rat), 717 nucleotides long. The record is from RefSeq and is a predicted model, not a curated record. NCBI's taxonomy places the organism in Eukaryota, Metazoa, Chordata, Mammalia, Rodentia, Bathyergidae.
AUGGUAAUCCUGCUCAUGUCUCCACUUUUUCUUGGCUAUAUCGUUGCUGUAGUCAUGGCGAUCCAUUUCCUUGUUAUGGUAGGAAUCUGGGCUACUGUAUUCAUCAAUUUUAAUGGGAAAGGCAAAUUACUUUUCUCGAUUAAAUCUGCUAUUGUUUGGAUGUGUACAAAAUUAACAAUAUAUCUCUAUAUAUUUCUAGAGAGUUACUGUGGCCCAUGUCCUAAAAAUUGGAUAUGUUAUAGAAACAGCUGCUACCAAUUUUCUAAUGAGAGCAAAAACUGGUACCAGAGCAAAGCUUCUUGUCAAUCUCAAAACUCCAGCCUUCUGAAGAUCUACAGUAAAGUGGACCAGGAUUUCUUUAAAUUCAUGAAGUCAUACCAUUGGAUGGGACUAGAACAAAUUCCAGAGAACAGAUCCUGGCAUUGGGAAGAUGUCUCAGUUCUCUCACCAGAUCAACUCUCAAUGGUGGAAAUGCAGAAUGGAACCUGUGCUGUCUAUGCCUCAAGCUUUAAAGGCUACACAGAAAACUGUUCAACUCCAAACACAUACAUCUGCAUGCAGCAGCCUAUAUGAGGGCUUAGUCUACCAGCUUAGCAAAAUCCAGUAAUAGAGGUCACAACAUGAACCCAAAGCGAUUAUUCUGGAGAUCUGGUGGAAUUAGCUUUCCUAGGUCAUGGACUUGCUGGCUACUCAUUCUCUUUCUGCUUUGUUAUUUCU